AUGAAUCCAGUUCUUAAAGAUCCUUCAGCUGAUACUGUUUUGAAGUGCAUCAGCCAGAUUCUUAUGGAAGAAGAGUCCAAUGAACAAACCUUUAGUGCACGGGACUUUUCUCUUCGGGCUGCUGAAAAACCCUUUUCUGAUAUCCUUGAUCAGAAAAGUUCCUCGUCAGACAGUGAAGUAUCCGAUCCAAAUCAAAUUAUAAAGACUGUUAGUACUCACUGUUGCAAUAUUUAUGGUUGUAACAGCUCCGAGACAGCUGACAACAUGGUUGUGUCCAGCUUCAUACACAAUAGAGAAGCUCCGUCUGUUAACUACACUGUCCCGUUGAGCUUGCAGGUCAAUUCACCUCCAUUUUUUCCUGAAAGCGUUUUUCAAACUUUCCCUGAGCAGGUGGAUUCUUCUGUAAAUGUAGCCCUUGGUGCGAGCCAAUUGGAUGUGUUGUUUAAGGGAGGGACAGAAGAGACUUGGGAAUUUCAUCGUCAGGCAAAUGAAAUGAUUCUUGAUUUUGAAAACAACAAAGUGACUCCAGUCAUGGCGACUAAAGAGAAAAGUUAUUGGGAUCACCCGGCAUGCGAGCUGAAGAAAAGAAAGAAUCAUUACAAAGUGGAGAAGAAGUCCGAAACGAGGAGAAAUAAGCACUCUUCAGUUUAUGCUGAAGCAGCUGAGCAAUAUGGAAUGUUUGCUGAGGUGUUUCCGUCUAGUGGUGGAGAUGACAAGCCAGUUUGGUUGAACCUUAAUGAAACAUUUCAAAAUAGUCCAGGUAUGAUACCUUAUCUAAAAGAACAAUCAAGAGGAUCUAAUUAUGGAAUGCUCUUCAGGAAGAACCUCGUUAGCUGCAGGGAAUUGGUUGAUACGAGGACUCUUCUGAUACACUGUGCAGAAGCUGUAGCAAGCAACGAUCACGGGAGUGCAAUUGAACUAUUAACACAGAUUAGGCAGCAUUCUACUCCUUUUGGCGAUGGAUCCCAGAGGAUGGCCCAUUGUUUUUCUAAUGCCCUAGAGGCUCGCAUGGCUGGCAAUGGAAGUGAGGUAUAUGCAAUUCUUGCUGCUAACAGGGUGACAUCCGAAUGCAUAUUAAAAGCUUGCAGACGAUUUAUUUCAGCUAGCCCUUUCAUGGUCAUGUCGAAUCUCUUCUCAACGCAAACUAUCAUGGACCUUUCUGAAGAUGCAGCAAGGCUGCACAUCAUAAAUUUCGGUAUUCUCUAUGAUUUCCCAUGGUCUUCCUUAAUUCAGCAUCUCUCAGUGAGACCUGGUGGUCCUCCGGUGCUUCGCAUCACCGGAAUAGAGUUUCCCCAGACUGGUUACAGGUCAGCAGAAACAAUUGAAGAAAUAGGACUUUACUUGGCAAGUUAUUGUGAUAAAUUUAAUGUCCCUUUCGAGUAUAAUGCGAUAUCAAAAAAAUGGGAAAAUGUCCAACUCGAGGACCUCAAGAUCGACAGAGAUGAAGUAACUGUUGUUAGCAGUUUAUACAGGUUUCGGCACCUCCUUGAUGAGACAGUAGUCUUGAACGGUCAUAGGAAUGCUGUUCUUAACUUAAUUAAGAGGAUUAAUCCAGCUGUCUUCAUUCAUGGGAUCGUUAACGGGGCUUACAAUUCUCCUUUCUUCGUUUCGCGUUUCCGGGAAGCCCUCUUCUACUACUCAUCAUUGUUUGAUAUGCUCGAAGCCAUUACAGCCCGUGAAGAUCCAGAGAGGUUGGUGUUUGAACAAGAGGUAUUUGGAAAGGAAAUCCUGAAUGUCAUAGCAUGUGAAGGAUGUGACAGAAUCGAAAGGCCAGAGAAAUAUAAGCAGUGGCAGGCUCGGAAUGUAAGGGCUGGGCUCAGGCAGCUCCCACUGAAAGAAGAGAUCAUGGAAAAAGUGAGAGAACAAGAGAAGUCAAGUUAUCACAAGGAUUUUCUGAUGGAUCAAGAUGGCCAGUGGAUGCUUCAGGGAUGGAAAGGCAGAGUCCUAUUUGCCAUUUCCUGCUGGAAAUCUGCCUAA
Populus euphratica (Euphrates poplar) is the source of this 1977-nucleotide messenger RNA. RefSeq names its product scarecrow-like protein 14. The record is from RefSeq and is a predicted model, not a curated record. Lineage: Eukaryota; Viridiplantae; Streptophyta; Magnoliopsida; Malpighiales; Salicaceae. Bases 1 to 1977 code for a protein of 658 amino acids. The transcript has a single exon.